Diabrotica virgifera virgifera (western corn rootworm) is the source of this 18803-nucleotide messenger RNA. RefSeq names its product protein phosphatase Slingshot (gene ssh). The record is from RefSeq and is a predicted model, not a curated record. Gene Ontology annotation, biological process: actin cytoskeleton organization; protein dephosphorylation; negative regulation of actin filament polymerization. The transcript has 9 exons. Bases 215 to 3796 code for a protein of 1193 amino acids. Gene Ontology annotation, cellular component: cytoplasm. Gene Ontology annotation, molecular function: actin binding; protein tyrosine/serine/threonine phosphatase activity. NCBI's taxonomy places the organism in Eukaryota, Metazoa, Arthropoda, Insecta, Coleoptera, Chrysomelidae.
UCGAGAAACAGAUGAGAUAAAAGGUGGUUUUUGUUUGUGGUCCAAUCCCUAAAUAAUGAAUUAAAAAUACAAAUAAAACAUUUUAUAAACAUUUCGGGUCGGUGCAGAUGACAGUAGUUUGUCAAAAAUAAUGUAGUGUCUCAUGAAUCAUUUGUGAAAUUGUUCAGAGUGCAGUUUUUACAUAAAUUGUGAAUAAAAGUGACGUUUCCAUAGUAUGGCAUUGGUGACUGUGCAAAGAAGCCCCAGCUCCAAUAAUUCUCCGAGCCAUGAAGGAUUAUCUACUUUUCAAGAUGAGGUGGACUCAAACAAGAACCCAAAAAGCCUUAGUGAAUGCUACUUCGCGGGCAAGGGUACGGCUCUGGUACUGCCCGACGCGGACGCCUCUUCCAAAGCGGCCGGGAACGGGAACGGUGGCGGGACCGCCGGCGGGAAUCCGACCACCAACGGCCAAACCAACGGCGCAACUGGAAACGGCGUCAACUCGCAAGGUAGCAGUACCAUCCAGAAGCAUCUGCAGUCCAUGUUCUAUUUGCUCAGGCCGGAGGAAACGCUUAAAAUGGCCGUGAAACUAGAAAGUGUUCAUCCGACAAGGACGAGGUACUUAGUUGUUGUAUCAAGGAUGGGAGCAAGAGGAGAAGAAUCGUGUCUUUUAGGCAUCGAUUGCAACGAAAGAACUACCGUUGGUCUAGUCCUUAGAGUGCUGGCUAACACUCAGAUCACUUUAGAUGGAGAUGGAGGCUUCAGCAUUAGCGUCUGUGAUAGGCAUCAUAUAUUCAAACCAGUUUCAGUUCAAGCCAUGUGGUCAACGCUGCAGACUCUCCACAAGGUGAGCGCCAAGGCUCGCGAGCAAAACUACUUCCAAGGAGGAUUGACCCAUUCUUGGGUCGAGUAUUAUGAGAACCGGAUUGAGUCUGACCGUUCCUGUCUUAACGAAUGGCACGCCAUGGAUAACUUAGAGUCUAAGAGACCACCCUCGCCGGAUUCCGUUAGGACCAAGCCCACCGAGAAGCAGCAUGCCGAGAAGGUGAUCAGGGCCACCCUUAAAGAGAUCAUGAUGACGGUGGAUUUGGAUGAGGUCACUAGCAAGGCGAUACGGACCCGGCUUGAGGAAGAGCUCGAUAUGGAUUUGGGCGAGUAUAAAUCUUUCAUCGACGAAGAGAUGCUAAUAAUCCUUGGCCAGAUGGACGCUCCAACGGAAAUUUUCGACCACGUCUACCUUGGUUCGGAAUGGAAUGCGUCCAAUUACGAGGAAUUACAGAGAAAUGGAGUUGGCCACAUUUUAAAUGUAACGAGGGAGAUCGACAACUUCUUUCCUGGCACCUUCGACUAUCUUAACGUCCGAGUAUACGACGACGAAAAAACCGACCUCCUGAAACAUUGGGAUGACACCUACAAAUACAUUACAAAAGUUAGAGAUCAAGGCUCCAAAGUGCUGGUCCACUGCAAAAUGGGCGUGAGCAGGUCCGCAUCAGUCGUCAUAGCGUACGCCAUGAAAGCUUACAAUUGGGACUUCGACACGGCACUGAAACACGUCAAACACAAGAGGAGUUGCAUCAAACCAAACACCAGUUUUCUGUUGCAGCUCGAAACCUACCAGGGUAUUUUGGACGCCAUGAAGAACAGAGAGAAGCUACAGAGAUCAAAGUCUGAAACCAAUCUCAAAUCCCCCGGUUCAAAUGGAAAAAACGAAAAAGUCACGGGAAAUGAACCAGCUCCAGUCGCUCAGCCUCUUUCAAAAUCAUACAAUAUCGAAAGCACAAUGUCCGGGCAAGAAUUGAGGAACAUGGGAUCCCGCCCAAAGUCUUGGUCCCCGGACAACAUCUUAACCAGAGAAAUGGUAGAAGCAGCUAAAUCUCCUCUUUCAAUUUCGUUGGAAGAUGUUAGCCAGAAGUCAGCAUCAAAAGAAUCCAUGAAGGCAAUCGAAUCAAAAUCCUCCCUUGCCAGACAUGUGUUAAUGCCUUGUGAUAAUGGAGAAACGUACAGCGUUUCCCCAAACCAAAUAGUUCACCUACCUGAUACUAACUGUAGAAACGAAAAGAAAAAUUUAGUCCUAGAUCUCGCGAGCCAGUUCGAAAGAGCAGAGCAACAAAACUCAGGAGAAGAGCUAGUGAAGAGCAAAGUCAAAAUGGAAACGUGGGAUCCCGGUGAAGAGAUAGAUAGCAAAACGUCUUGCUGUGAACUUUCAAGCGAAACCUGUGAUGAAUCAAAUUUUAGUGUAAUAAGUGAAAAUCAAACAGUGUGGACUUCCUCCACUGUAGUUAAAACUGAAAGUGCUGUGCCCGUUAGUUGUAGUAAUAGUUUAGUAAAAAUUUCUGACUCUAGCAAAGCAAAGACAUCGCACAGGGAAAUCAGUGAUCCUUUUUCCAACCAGCUCGAUCGCGUCUUCGACCGCGAAGAAAAAAAGCAGUUGCGAAUGUCGACAGUGCCCGUGAUCUCAUCUCCCGAGCUCUCUAACGACGACAAAAUCCAUCGGGAAAGCCCUUCUCGACAAAGUUCCUGGAGUUCCUACGAUUCGGCAGUGGCGCUGGGGUUUCAAAAUGAGGCGUCUGAACUAUCCAGACACAGUUCGUGGGGUUCUGGAGACACGAGGACUCUUCCUAGUCGGAACAGUUCCUGGGGAUCCUACGAUAUGCAGCCCAGAGGUCCGGUACACUACAUAAACGAGAAAGGGGAGAAGGUAACACAUAGCAACUCGGACACAAUCGAAAAUGGUUCUCCGUUCGACAAAGAUCAUUGUCCUUGGCAGACUGGUACAGUUAAGAGAUCAAAACAAAGAUAUCUGGAAAGUUCCUCAAGGAAACCAAGCAGCAGUGGUGAUAGUCGGACUAGUAGUUGCUUCUCUUUAGCCAAGACACCCAGUUCCGAAACCUUACUGGAUGACGUGGACGUCGACGUAGCAGAAGCCUUCAACAAAAUACUUGCUGACGAUUCUAUCGUAUCUAGUGCCAUAUCGGACAAAAUAGACAUCCCGAAAGACGAGCACAAAACGCCUGCUAUUAGGUCUAGAUUGUCCAGAAGCGCGCCCGAACCUUCCUCGAUGGAACUUAUCGCACAAGGUGAAUCUUUGUCUCGGUCGGCUUCGAACGUCUCUAAAGAAAACUCAAAUUCGGUUAUAAGUACAGCACAGUGUUCGUCGGUCAAACAGCAUAGGACUUUCUUGGAAAACCUGCACAACUCCCAUGACUUUAGUAACGUAACUAAGAAAGACGAUCUUCUAGAUAGCGCUAAUGCUUCGGGUAAAGUGAAGAAUUUGAAGAAGGAAUUCGAAGCCAAAUCAAGUACAAACACCGAUCAAAUCGACGUUCCGGAAAACCUGUGCAAGAACAAAGUCAGUAGUCUGCCGUCUUCUCCUCUUAGCGUUCACGUAGCAAAAGACAAAAAGCCCGAAAACAAGAAUUCCUCCAGUGACGACAUCAAUCUCAAGAGCCUCAUAGGUAUCUUCGAGAACAACGUGGAUGGUGUUCAGGUAAACCGUAGACAAAAAUUUGCCAACGCCAGACCUUUCUCGCAGAACCGCAACGGUCGUUACUCCUGCAUCGAAGUAUCUGUGGACAAGACGCCUCGCAUCGUCCCUCUCAUCUCCAACCUCAACAGGAACGGCUCCGUCGUCGACAAAAGCGACGACAAGCGCCCGCCAAUCGUCCCAGUGGUAAGGACGGCGUCCCCAAGCUUGAUGGUGGCCGCCACGGUGAUAACGGCCGCCAAGAAAAAGCAGCAGCAGUACGGGAAGAGCCAUCCGCUAGCCAGAUUGAACAUCAAACCCAGACACAACAAUACACUCUACAAUACCAUGUAAUGCUCAAAUUACAGAUAUGGCUGUGACUGCACUUUUUAUUCUUAUUGUUAGUUCUUUCCUUCUGUUUUGAGAUGAAUGUGGAUUAUACAAUGAUGAAUAUUUGAGUUUGGAACCGAUACGGUGAACUUGUAAGAAAAAACCUCUGGUUAAGUGUGCUAUAAAUAUAUGUAAAUUCAUAUAUUUGUAAACUUUGGGCAGUAAAUACAGAUCAAGUAUACUAUAUAAACAUUAUUUGAAAAAAUACAUGGUUUUAGUACAGUAUUACUAAUGUUAGCCUGUUUUACCAAGUUUGACACUUAAUACUUUUCGAAAACUGUAACUUUGCUGAUGAUACAAGAUUUUUACAAUUUUUUGCAGUCUUUUUAUCUAGAAUAUAUUCGCACAAUAAAUUACAAACUCUAAAUCAAGCUAAAUGUUUUUCAAAUAAAACGGUGCUUCAGUAAGGAUUAGUUUUAGCUUUUGUAUUAUUAAUAAUGAAUCACAAAUUUUACGUAAAUAAAAAACUAAUCAGAGCUGCAAUAUUAAACAAUACUAAACUGAUAUAAUAACUAAAUGACGCUAAAAUAUCAAUACAAUCUUGAUUGGCUAACCCAAUUAUAGACGGAGAGGCAGCGCCGAAAAAUCUCUCUGAAUUUACUAAAACUAGUUUUUUCACAGUUGAUUACCGUGAUUGUGUAGAGAAACAUACUGCAGUCGGUCAAGCGAAACGUAGAACAGGUGGACGGUACUGACAGCUUGUCAAAGUUGCUUACCUGCGGAGGUAAUUAAAUCCACUUACUAAUGCUGAAAAUCAGUACACACAUUCUAAAUUGAAUAAAAAUAAAAGUUAUUAUAGUCGGUCAGCUGUAUGACGGGACAGAGCCGGUCGGUCGGCCCCAAUGAAUGUACAGGGUUAUUCACUAUAUUGACACCCUUGUAAACUGCUUUAUUUACAGAUUUAGAACAAAAUGUAAAAUACAAAAGUUAUUCGAUUUUUUAAUUAUGAUUUUUUGACAUAUAUAUCGUACUAGUGACAUCAUUCAUCUGGGCGUGAUGACGUAAUCUACUAUUUUUUUAAAUGAGAAUAGGGGUCGUGUACUAGCUCAUUUGAAAGGUUAUUCAAUUCUCUAUGCAGUAAUAUAAACAUUAAGAUCAUUAUUUAUACAGUGCCCAAAAAUUUUUUUUUAAUUAUUAAUUAAACAAUUAAUUUAAUUAAAAAAAAAUUUUUUGGACACACUGUAUAAACAAUCAUGUUAAUGUUUAUAUUACUGAAUAGGGAAUUGAAUAACCUGAAAUGAGCUAGCACUCGACCCCUAUUCUCAUUUAAAAAAAUAGUCGAUUACGUCAUCACGCCCAGAUGAAUGACGUCACUAUACGAUAUAUAUGUGAAAAAAUCAUAAUUUAAAAAUUGAAUAAGUUUUGUAUUUUACAUUUUUUUCUAAUUCUGUAAAUAAAGCAGUUUAGAGGGGGGUCAAAAUAUAGUGAAUAUCCAUGUACAUUCAUUGGGGCCGACCGAGCGGCUCUGUCCCUUUAUACAGCUGACCGACUAUAAUAACUUUAAUUUAUAUUCAAUUUAGAAUGUGUGUACUUAUUUUCAGCCUUAAUAAAUGGACUUAAUUACCUCUGCAGGUAAACAACUUUGACAAGCUGUCAGUACCACCUGUUCUGCGUUUCGCUUGACCGACCGCAGUAUGUUUCUCUACACAAUCACAGUAAUCAACUGUGAAAUAACUAGUUUUAGUAAAUUCAGAGAAAUUUUUCAGCGCUGCCUCUUGGACUAUUACAUGCAAUAGUCGAUCCGCCAAUAAAAGAACGUUUCUAGGCUUACGCACCGAUUCUUUAUUUAAUUUUGAGUCAAGCACCGAUUCUUUAUUUAAUUUUGAAAAUUUGUUGUGUGAAUAUUGCUCUAGCUCAAUUAUUGUCCGCUUAACGAGAGGUUUCUUCUUUAUAGGCUUACAAUGUGGUUUUUUUAUUAUCGAUUUGAUCUUGAAUCAUUUCAGUGUUAUUUCUUUUUACUUUUCUAUUGUAAUUUUAAAAAAAUAUACACAAAUGAAUUUGCUCCAUGGCUGCUCAUUCUUGUUAUUUACUGAAUUCCCAAAAAAAUGUACGCAAUGUGUUCGUAUUACAGUAGAAAUUAUUUAAGAGUUUUAUUAAUUAUGACAAUAAAGGUUAGCGUUGUUUCGGCGAAGGGAAAUAUAUAUUUUAGGGGUACUCAAGGGAAAACUACCCCUAAAGAAGCAAAAUAUUCUAAUUUUUUGUGUUUGAUCGGUACUAGUAGGUGUCAAUACAGAAAAUCGCGACGGCGCAUGUUUAAAGUUUGUCCCUCUUCCAAGUCUAUUAAUUUUUCUGAGACACGAUUAAGGUAGAUCCAUUCUUAUUCUUCUAGUGCCGACUCCACUAAUGAAGGUUCGCUAUAACCAUUGCAAAUUCGUCUCUAUCUUCUGGUUUUCUUAAAAGUGUCUGCGUGUUUAACCCGGUCUAGUCGCGAAUAUUUUACCCCUCCUUCCUUCGAUUUUACCCUUCAUAAUUAGCUGUAACAAGUCAUACUUAUCAUUUUUAAAUAUGUACCCUAAAUAUGCUUUUUUCUCCUUUUAAUGGUGGUCAAAAGUUCGGACAGCUUGUAUAUUAGUGCACUCUAAUAUUUAUGUGGCAUUGGAUCCGAGCUUGACAUGUAACACCGUUGCCAUAUCCUCUAUUUUUUCAUACUAUCACAUUACAUAAAGUUUCAUUAUAAAAAAGUUUUAAAACACUAUUAAGUAAAGUUUUUUAAUACAAAAAGCUCAAAAGGGCGAUUUUAAAUCAAAGUUACCUUAAAAUUGUUAUAAAAAAGAAGAUCAACUGAUAAAUAAAAAAGAUCAAUGAAGAUAAACUGUAUAAAUGUUGUAUAAAUCAAAGAUAAUUUAAAUUGUUAUAAAAAAGUAUAUAAAUGGAUAAAUCAAACAGAUGAAUGAUUAUAAUAAAUAAAAAAAUAGUUUUGAAACACCAAUACAAAAAGUUUUUAAUACAAAAAGCUCAAAAGAGGCAUUUUAAAUCAAAGUUAAUUAAACUUGUUAUAAAAAAGAAGAUCAACUGAUAAAUAAAAAGGAUCAUGAAGAUAAACUGUGUAAAUGUUUUUAAAUCAAAGAUAAUUUAAAUUUUUAUAAAAAAGUAGAUAAACAGAUAAAUCAAACAGAUGAAUGAUUAUAAUAAAUUAUUCUUAUAAUAAUAAAUCUUAAAAAAUUCUUAUAAAAUUAUUCUAUUAUUCUUGGAGGUACAUUUAACAUUGACUGAAAUUGUGAAAGAAAUAAACAACAAAGUAUGGCAACACUGUGACGCACAAGCAUAAGAUUCAGAUGUAGGUAACGCAGGGUGCACUAAUAUACAACAUGUCCAAAAGUUCUCUGUCUCUUCCCAUUCUGUGCAAUACCAUUUCGUUCGUAAUAUGAUCUGUCCGUGGUAUUUUCAAAAUUUUCCUAAAAAACCACAUCUCAAAAGCUUGCUUGCAGCUUUCUCAUUAAGUCAAGUACAAGUUUCGGCACCAUACAGGAAUAGAGUGGAUAUAACAUUUUACCAUCCGAUAUCGGAUCUGCAGUUUAAGUCUUUGGUUACUCAGAAAUUUCCUCAUCUUCAAAAGGUUGCUCUUUAUUGCUCUAUUCUUGAACGAAUUUCUGAUUUCGGAUUUAGAUCUUCGGUAAUCCAGUCUCCUAAGUUUUUCAUUUUCUCCACAUAAGAUUCUAUCGUGCCAGAAGAAUGUGGCUAGAGGUUGUUUAUCAUCAACUUCAUGUGUUUAUUUCCUCAGUCUUCAAAAGUAUUAUGGUGUUAAAAAUGUAUAAACAUUUUCAAUUUCUUUGCAACACGAAAAUACAGCAGCUGCAUAAUGCUUUGGUUAAAUCGGAGAGUGCAGGAAGAGUCUAUACCGGUUUCGGAGGUCUUUUCCCCCUCAUCAGUAGUCCCAUAUCCUCUUCUCUCCGAUUUCCCCAGGCAUCACACUUUGGGCCCUUCCGAAUUGCAAAGAAAGAAAUGUCACGGAUGAACUAGAGCCAUCUACCGAAAAACAAAGUAAGUUAUCAAUCGAAGUAGUACAGAAAACGACAAUAAAUAUCGUUCCCAUACCACCAGAUUGACAAAACAGGUGGAAUACUUUCUUUGGUUACACCUCCUGAGUUUUACAAAAUUUAUAAAUCAAACAGGAUGCCGAGGAAAUUAAGAUGAGAGAGCUUUAAAUAAUUCACAACUCAUCUGCUCAGCGUGGUAAAAGUUCCAACAAGAAAGAUUCCUUAAUACUCUUACAAAAGAGUAAAUGAAUUAAAAAUGUAUAAACAUUUUCAAUUUCUUUGCAACACGAAAAUGCAGCAACUGCAUAAUGCUCUGGUUAAAUCGGAAGGGCCCAAAGUGUGAUGCCUGGGGAAAUCGGAGAGAAGAUUAUAUGGGACUACUGAUGAGGGAGAAAAGACCUCCGAAACCGGUAUUGACUCUUCCUGCACUCUCCGAUUCAACCAGAGCAUUAUGCAGCUGCUGCAUUUUCGUGUUGCAAAGAAAUUGAAAAUGUUUAUACAUUUUUAAUUCAUUUACUCUUUUGUUUGAGUAUUAAGGAAUCUUUCUUGUUGGAGUUUUUACCGCGCUGAGCAGAUGAGCUGUGAAUUAUUUAAAAUUCUCUCAUCUUAAUUUCCUCGGUCUCCUGUAUUAUUUAUAAAUUUUGAAAAUCUCAGGAGGUGUAACCAAAGAAAGUAUUCCACCUGUUGUCAAUCUGGUGAUAUGGGAACGAUACUUUUGGUCGUUUUCUGUGCUACUUCGAUUGAUAACUUACUUGAUUAAGGUAUUCUUUACUGCUGCCUCAACAUUUACAUUGUUUUUUUUUCAAUAGCUAGUGGCUAAUAUUUGCUUUGAAAAAAAAAAUAAAUAAAAAUGUCAUAUCUCUGUAUCCGGGUAUUACGCGAUUGAAGCUGAUAGCGAAUUAGGAUUCAGCAUUAAAACUUGUGUAGGUAAACCAAUGAAACGUUUAGCUUUUUACCGUUUCUUCCAGAAAUGUUCAUUUUUAUUUUGUAAGUUCCCUUACAGAACAACACAAUGUACAAUUAAAACUAGGAGUUUAAUCAUCAUUCAUCUUCUUUAACCAUCCUUUUGGUUAUACAUAAUUCGCAAAUAAUGUUGUCUGCAAUUAUUUCUGUAUAGUUUCAUCUGUGAGUGCGUCAUACAUUCUUCAGAGCGUCAUGUUUUUGACUAGAACUCAGGAUUAAAAGAUAGCCGAUUUGUAUUUUAUGAUGGUCUGACAAGACUUUUUUUAAUGCUCUAAUUCACAUCUUUUUAAGAUUAAAGUAAACUAGGAGGUUCUGGAUGUUUAUGACCUCUGAGCAUUCUAUGUGAUCCUUAAAGUUAAGUUCUAGGGCACUGUUUGUAACUUCAUAUAUCAAGUUAAAUAUGCGCAUGACGAUUUUCUACACUAGCGACAUCUACUGAUACACCAUCGAACCUUCACUUUUCAAAUACUGUUGGUAUUAAUGAAAAAAAAAUGUUAAAUAGGAUGUUUAAGCUUGGGAAAAACGGGUAAGCAAAAAAAAUAAAGCACAAAAAAACGUAAUACGAUCACAACUUGUAUAUACAUUUCACAAAAUGCUUUAAGAAAUUGAAUUAAAAAAUAGUGCAAAAUAAUUAUAAGGACAAAAAAUAUAUAAUCUGUGUUGCUUCCUGUACAUACGCUGAUGUAUUUUUCGAUCUUGUUGAAUUUGUAAAUUUUUUAUUGGUCUUUACAAAAACCGCUUCGAAUUUAUUGUGAUUUUCUCUUAUAUAAUGGAAAUAUCAAUGUAACUUAAAUAUGUCGCUGUUGUCAAUUUACUGCCAAAAUGAAAACUAUGGACCACGUAACAUUAAAAUCUCAGCGAAACUGCAUUUAGCCGAUACAAAGAUCCUCUCCCUUUAAAAAAUCUUAACUUGAUCUUAAAUCAGCAAUUCUUACGUCAACAAUUAAUAGGGUGGCUUGACAAUGAUUUGUUCUAAGUAAGAAAAUGCACGAUUUUUUGUUUUCUCCUUUAUUUUUCAAAAUAAUCUCUUUUUUGCUCUAGUGCCUCAAAGUAGUGUGAAGGUUCGUUGCAAAAACAUCAUCCAAAGAACCAUUUUUGACUUUGGGAACAAGAAAUAGUCUCAUGGAUCUAAAUCUGGCGAAUGUGGUGGUUGGUCGAGUAAUUCGUAUUAAAAUUGACCAUCGUGUGAAUGGAUGCGUUGUCUGGAUGAAAGAGAAUUUGUUCUCAGACAAACCAGGGCGUUUUUCCUCGAGUUGGCGUCAAAAACAGUCCAUUAGGGCUGCGUAGUAUACGCGAUUUAUUAUUGUCAAGGUUAACAACACCUUCCGCAUCCAUGAUUUUCUCACAACACCAUCUAUUAAAGACUACAUUAGUGCAAAUUAUUAAUAUUAGAAGUCUCUUAUCUAAUAUUUAAUCACUUCUCUGAUCGUCUUUAUCUUUGAGGUGAUGAUUCAGCAUUGGAGCCUUUUCAGACUGUUCGUAUUGCUGGUUUUCUCCCUUGUAGAUUAUUUUUUAGACUAUAUCAGGUAUUUCAAUGCAAAAUAAUGGCACCUAUGAAUCUCGCAAUUUAAAUUCAUCUAGGACAAUGAUGUUCUUCAUUGAUUUCCUAUGCUUCCACUAAAUCAGUCUUUCCCAUCAAUCUAAACGUGCUUUUAACACUUAUCAUUCAUUUUUUCAACAGUUCAUUGCAAUAUCAUAUUUUUUACAGAAGCUUAGAUUUUUCUUCCUUAGAGUGCAAUGUUUCACUCAGCACGAUUGAGAAGAUCUGUAGGGACUUCCCACAUCAUGCUAAAAGUGAUUUUACCACUGAAUAUCAUUCUUCAGAUGGCUAAAAAUCUUUUUUGUUUGGCUGUUUGUAAAAAACUAUGUGUGAGUUUAACAGUCGUUGUAGAAGAAUUUGACAGUAAAUCAAGAUGUGGAAGCUUAUUAUAAAAAAUUCUAGGUGUGCCAGAGGUUGCCUUUCUUCUGGCAUCGAGAACCCAUCACUGGAAAUCUAUACCACAAAGUUAGCACAUGCUUUUUUCUGUCAUCUGACAUCCAGAGAUACAUUUCUAGUUUCUCUCGAUCUUUGACGUGUAAACUCGGACCUAAAUUUUGUCGAAAGUAACAAAACAUUCACAUAGUAAAGUGAAUGACUCACCCCACAAGCCUAAGGAGAAAGUCUAAGCCAACUUAAAGUUUCCUGGGUAGGAGAGUUUCUGAAAUCUGCCCAUAUGUGGCAAAGUUCACGUGGGUUUGAUUCUCUUUUCACACAUCUCAGGAUGUCUUCCGUUAGAAUAUUUUCCUCAUAUUCUUACCGACAUUAGGCACAUUUUUGACACCAAUUCAUAAAUUUGUCAACUGAACAUGUAACUACGAACAACAAUACUAGGAAUAGUUCUCAAGAACCACUUCACUUUCGCAUUGAAACUAAACAUCAAUAUUUUAGUAACUUUAAUGGCACAAAGCUCACUGUUUCAUGCAGAAUGUAAAACUAAUUCAAAAAAUCCAAAUGGUAAUGCUUGGCAGCUCACUUUGUUGUGAGUAGUAUCGUGGAUACUUAAUUGUAUCACUUUGUAUUGGAAUUAGCGAUGUGAUAUAAGAUGACUCGGUAGCGCUCAUUUUUUGAUCCUUAUCGGAAGGUCUUACAUGCUAGAUAACCAGAACGCACAUUGAAAUAAAACACAAAAAGGUGAUUUUGAUGUUUUGUUUUUAAUUUUCAUUGAUUUUUCAAACUAUUCGAUGGUGGUCUAUUGUUUAACAACUAUUUAUUUAGAUAGUUGUCCCAUAACACUUGACUUACAUUACAUGAUUUAUCUUUUACAUCUGCUACAGUCUCACUAAUCUUUUGUGCUACAUUCACUGAACUCUAUUAAGUUCUAGUUCAUUCUGCUCAUCUUUAUUGUGGAAGUGUAAAUAUUUCUCUCAAAAUGCUCAUAUACAAGCCAAAAACAUUAUGGAUACCUUUUUUUCGAUCUUGGAGCUGACAAUCGAUAUCCAAUAAUACCGAGCUUUCGACAUCCUCCCUAAUGUCUUCUUCAGAGUUUUCGGAGUCUCAGUCUUUUGACCCCUACAUCUCCUCAUUACACUAUUCACUACUCAUCACACUACUAACAGUGUAGUGAAGAUAUCUGGGGGCUCAGGAGAUUGAGACCUUGGAAACACUGAGGAAGACAUCAGAGCUGAUGUGGAAAGUUCGUUGUAGUGAAAAUCGACGCAGUUUAAACCCAUAAGCCUGAUGAGUUUGGUAUUAAUUUUUGUAAUAUUAAUCUUAGCUUUGGUUUAAUUGUACUAAACUAGGAAACCUUUCCGAACAUAAUUGUGCCAUCUUGAUUGACUUUUCCAGUUUAGUCUCCCGAAAAUACAGGACUCUUCAUAAAAACUCUUCAUAACGUCUAUUUUAGAAACUUUUUUCUUGGCUUUUAUCUUCACUUCGUCAUACGUCAUACCCAUACCCGUCAUUCCCGUGUUACAUAGGAGAUUUUUUAUUGUUUGUUUUGCUUAUUACUUGAGCAUAUAAAAGAUACAUACAGUCUAUUGCAUUUCUGUGCCGAACGUUUUGGUCCUUCGAGCCGGAUUAUAGUCAUGGGCGUAGAUAGUGAUAGGGUUUAGUGAAAUAAAAACGAUCUUUGAAUGGCUAUGCAGUUAAGCUGAAAGUGGGACGAUCAAAAUUGAUGAUUUGUAUAGACUUGGCUGUUGAGAUUUCUAGUCUAUGUAACUGUUUUAAGACGAAGAGAAGCUACAGCCCGACGGCUCAAAACUGAGUGGAGAAUGUCAGUGUAAAGUUUAGUUUAAGAAUCAACCCAUAUCUGGGCUAUUCGUUAAGCCAGUUAGCUGUUUUUAAAUUUAGAGUUAUCUAGACAUCUUAGUAUGUAUAAAAGCGAAAAGUAUUUUUUGUAGCAUGAACAAACUGUUUAGCUGGUUUUAUAACAGCAUAUGCAAUGCUAUAUUCUCAAAAACAGUAGUUAUAAUAGUAGGAAGAUGUUAUAGUUCUUAGCAAGAUCGUCGCUGUACUAAAAGUUUAUCGAAGCAUGUUUUGGUUGGUGUAUAAAACUGCUUUAGAAAAAAUACCAAAACUAUAGUAUUUAGAAGUUUCAGUUUUUGGGAUCUCUUGAUCUAUUUUCAUAAAUCGUGGCUGAUGUACCUAUACCGAUGACUUACUUUGAUACACGAUAACUUUGAUUUACGAUAACAUGACAGGUUUUUAAUUUCUUUUACCAGAUUUGUAUAUCUGCAAUUUUUACCGUUUAUCAUAAGUUUGGUAAUAAUUUUUACACACUAAUUCACAAUGUUGGUAUUUUUUGUCACUGCUACAGUGUCCAAAAGCUUGACAUUAGCAUUUUUAGUACUAUGUUAGACGUUUUGCUUUUGAUACAGAUUUUUUGUUUGACAUUGAGGAUUUCAGUAGUUGAAUGCAGAAUAAUGAUCGAAUUUAUUUAAUAUUUUUGUACUCAAUAGAUGUUAAUAACAAACAAAAUGUAAAGAUUACUCAUCUACUGGCUUAAUUAUAAAUCUUCUUAAUUCUUUCUAAGCAUUUACUAUUUGUGCUAUAAUUUUAGAAAGAAAAGUUCUAGUUUUAAAACUUGUUACAUAUUUUUGUAACUCUUUGUCAAGAAAAGAACCCUAUGGAAUUUGAAGUUAACACAUCAACAAGUUUUGUGCUAUUUAUUUACAUAAAUACCUAUCGAAGAACCUUCAAACAUUUUUGAUGCAUAGAAGAUAUUUUCGGUUUUUUCUUUUUUCACAAUUAAGUAUUUUUCAUUUCCUCGGGUUAUUUUAUUACUUGGUCUUUUUCUUUUAUUUAUUAUGUGUUUAUUUCAACCUUUUCUUGUGUGGUUCUUCUCUGAUUUUCAACUGUCUUGGUAUUUAUCAAUAUGCAUCUAAUCAAUUUCUAAUUUUUCUGCAACUGUAUAUUUAACAAUCCUUCUAUCAGAUGUCCCUUUAAUGCUUUAAUGCGUACAGUUCCUUGUCUACUAACUUAUAUUGGAAUCACCUUAGUUUUGCACUAUAUAUUAUGUUAGCUACCCGUUUUUGAUCUGCUUCUUAUCUCUUCUUACUAAAGACUCUUUUACUAUAUUUAAUCCUACACUAGAUUGUAAAACUAAAAUGCCGUACAGAAACUGCUUUCUAGUAUUAUAUAAAAACCUAACCUAACAUAACCUAUAAAACUUCUUUAUUAAAUUGUUUUAUCUUGUAUAUUAACCAUUUUUAUUUGGCCGCCAGCAACAAAUUAUCCAGUACUUGCUGUUGUUGAACUGUUGUCCACUGUCAGUCUUAAUUUGAAGAAAUGUGAGUUUAUAGAAUGAAUACCGUGGCUUGUUGUUGAUUAUUCCUAAUUUUUAGUUUAUUAUCUUAGCUUUAACGCAGAUUCUCGGAGAAAAGUCGAAAACUAUACCAAUGGUAAUUUCUAAAAUAACUAUUGCAUGAUUUUGUAGUUAAUUUUUUUUUUCAACCUGAGAUUUAUUCCGUUCUAUUCUCACGAUUCACUUUGAUUCUCUUUAUAUUCCCGGCCAAUGAUUGACCAACUAAUGCUUAAAAAGCUUAUUUAAAAAGAGAAAUCUUUUAACAUUGUCGUCUUCAAACUACUGUACUUGGCAACUCUCCCAACGUUGUUUGAACUAUAGUCAGAGAACGAUAUAGUUGUCAGUGAUUUAUUUCGAAGUUCGUGGAUUAUUACGGAAUUUGAGGAGAAAGAAGAGUAAUUUCAGUGGCGUUUAAAAUUAUACUAUAAUUGUACGUGUAUAAUUCUAUAAUUUUAUAAUAAUUAUACUAUUAUUUCAGUAAGCAAUAAGUAAUAUUUCAUGCAACCAUUCACUGGCAACUAUUUCGUUCUUUGAGUGUAUUGAAAAAACCUCCAAGACUGUCGUUGUGGAAUGCUGUUUAGAUCUUCCAGCUAUUUUUAUUUAAUAUGUCUUCUUCUUUUAUAUCAUUCUGGCUAUAAUUAUUUUAUUAACUUAUGCUUUAAAUAGAUUAGUUGUUGUUGUAGAGAACCAUUUCCUCAGGUUCUUUAACCACGAUAUUCUUCUUCUUCCAAUUACUCGCUUUCCGAAUACUUUACCUUGAAGGAUUACCUUCAGUAAUCUGUAUUUAGUGCCGUUUCUCAUUAUGUGUCCGAGAUAUUCUAACUUUCUCCUUUUAAUGGUAUACAUCACCUCUCUUUCUUUGCCACUCUUCGUAAUACGGUCUCGUUGGUUAUCUUGUACGUUCAUAUCCUUAGGAUUCGCCUGUAUAGCCACAUCUCGAAGGCUUCAAGUUUUUUCUCCAUUGCUUCAGUGGAGUGUCCAGGAUUCAACUCCGUAAUACAAUAUUGAGAAGAUAUAACAUCGUAGGAGCCUUAUUUUUAUCUCCAGAUGAAGGUUGUGGCUUUUAAAGAGUUUGGCCAUGUUAUUGAAUACACUCCUAGCCUUCUCUAUUCUACAUUUUAUUUCUUGUGAGUGAUUCCAUUGUUCGUUUACUAUUGUUCCAAGAUAGUUAUACUGUUUUAUUCGGUCCACUGGUGUAUUAUUGAUAAGUAGUUGGGCGUCUCUAAUCUUAUUUUUGCUGAUGAUCAUAAAUUUAGUUUUUGAUAUAUUUACUUGAAGUCCAAAUCUUUCACUUACUUCAUUUACUUUGUUUAUUAGCUGCUGUAAACUGUCUGCAAAAAUAACUGUGUCGUCUGCAUAGCGGAUGUUGUUUAGGCGUUCUCCAUUUAGAAGUAUUCCAUGUUCGCAAUUUUCCAAGGCUUCACUAAAUAUUUCCUCUGUAUAUAGGUUAAAUAAUAUAGGUGAAAGCAUAGAUAUAUAAUACUCUAGAUUGCGCCCUGCGAUCUUAAAAUGGGUGACGGUUGCGACAGAGAUAAAUGAGCCUAUUUGGUCGGUAGUCUCUUUUUAAUUUAAGGGGAAUAUCGACGACGUGAAUAUCCCACUUUAUCGAGUAAUAUGUGGUGACAGUUGGAGCGGGUGGUGACGGGAAAUGGUCUUUGGUUUUCGGACGUGGAUAAUCGUGGUUCGAAUCCCAUACCAACUUUACUUUUUUUAUUUUUAUUUAAUCAAUAUUGGGUUUAUUAGAUAUUUUUACAUCUGAAAAAUGGACCUAAGUAAAUCUAGCAGAUAAUAAAUGUAUGUAUAGUAAGUUAAUAUUGGAAUACAUAAUUUGUGAAUUGCAUAGUAAAAUAAAACUCAUUCGUUAUUAAUAUAAAUUCGUCCUUAUUCGAAUGAUGUGAAUGUUUGUUUUGCUUCUACUUUUUUAAAAAAUUGUAACAAUAGUUUCAUAAAUAAAAAUAUUGUCUAAUUACUUAUAAUUGAAUCGGUCAUUUCAAAAACAGCAAAGUCCACAAUUUUCAGAAACUAACUUUUUGAGAGGAAUAGACUCCUUUAAGAUAAACGUUGUGUGCAAAAACGACACCAGUCCAGUAAAAACAUUAGGAACAAAACUACAAUAUAACUCUGAAUUUUGAUGUCAUCCAUUUCAUCCAUCUUUCGACUAUAUAGUUAGUUUUCUUUGCUCUUCUGUAAAAUUAGGAAUAUGUGACUCAUGUUGUUUUUGAAAUGACCAAUUAAAUUAAUACAUCGAUGGCACAUUAUGUUGAUAUUAAUUGUUGGUAAUUUUUUACGAAUAUUUUUAACAAUUACUUUAUACUAUUCUACAAUUAACUUAUUAAAAAAUAACAUUGGCUUUUAUAUUUUUAAAAAUCUAUAGGUACCUACACAGUUUUUCUUAUUUGUUAUAUAUUUCUUUGCAUAGAUUUACUUUAGAGAUGUAAUAAUAUCUAAUAAACGCAAUAUUGAUUCAAUAAAAAAUAAAAAAAGUAAAGAUUGGUAUGGGAUUCGAACCAGGAUUAUCCACGUCCGAAGACAAAAGACCAGUUCUCGUCGCCAUCCGCUCGAAUUGUCAAUCCAUCUAAAAUACUCGACGACAGAGUAGGAUAGUGACGUCGACGAUACUCCCCUUGAAUUAGAAAGAGACUACCGACCAAAUAGGCUCAUUUAUCUCUGUCGCAACCGUCACCCAUUUUAAGAUCGUAAGGCGCAAUCUAGAGUAUUAUAUAUCUAUGGGUGAAAGUAUACAACCGUGUCUAACACCUCGUAGAAUCUGGCUCGCUUCCGUUGGUUCACCUCCAAGAUUUGUUCUUAUUGUGGUUGAUUGGUUCCAGUAUAAAUUUUGUAUUAUACGUCGGUCUUUAUCAUCCAUUUGGGUUUUUGUUAGAACAUCCAUCAUUUUUCGGUGUUGAACUGUAUCAAAUGCUUUUUGGUAGUCCACAAAGCAGAGUAAAUAUCGCAAGUCAUUUAAUAUGUAGUCCCAAAAUAAUCCUAAGAUAUCUCUUGGAACAUUUGAAAACUUCGAUUAAAUUUUGUACUCAGUAUAACACAAUAGUGGACAUAAGGAAUCUGGAGGCAAAAGUGGAAUAGGUAAUUCCGUGAAAACUAAAGCAAGUGCGCAUAGGUAACGCGAUAAACAGUGCUGCCAAUCCGACUGCGUUUCAUUGCGAUGUUGCCAUAAGCAUACAAAAAUAUCUUGGUGUUGACACGUCAGGAGUAGCCACGGUUUUACUGAGUAUCCAGCCACAACUUACUUUAAUUAUAUUUUUAGAAUUGUCGUGGCGGAUGAUUCAAAUCCAUUUGAUUUUAUUUUGUAUGAAACAAGUAAAAGACAACGUAAUUUUCUUGGGUAGGUAUUGUUUGCAACUUCAAAUUCGAGAUUUUUUGUCCUCAAUAUCUUUUACAUCACAAUUUUACAAUAAUUUAUCUAACAUUUCGGAUACGAGGAGCAAAUCGGUUGAGUAUUUACUCAAUACUGCUGACAAUACCCGUUUUUAAAUAUUAUCGCACGAUAUUAUGUCAGUAAACGACAACUUUGAAUUGUCAACAAUAAGAAAAAAGCCAUAUAAAUCUUUAUACAGAGUGAGUUUUAUAUAUGGAACGCCUCAAUUAUCUCGGAAACGGCUUGCACGAUUUUUAUAGAUUUUGGUGGGUAAGGGUUUUCUGAGGCGGCCGAUAUUGUGGCAAUUACAUUGUUGUCAGAUCUUCCGUUUUUCUGGAAAUCUAAUGAACUUUCGUAUUUCAAAUGGAACACCCUGUAUAUUUUUUGCGUUUUGAAGUCCUUAAGAAUUAUUUUAUUUAAUUAGUUUAUUUUUUUUUGUAAUGUUCCCUAUACUUAAAUGCCGUAAUUUUAGAGUUAUUUGUACAAUUUCGGAAAAAAUUGAUUUUUAUAAUUUGUUUAAAUAAUUUCUUUAAAUAAAUGUAGCAAUAACUCCGAAAUUGUGGCAUUUAAGUAUAGGGAACACUACAUGUCACUAUACAUACAAAAUAAUCAGUAUUUCUUAAAGACUUCAAAACACAAAAAAUAUACAAGGUGUUCCAUUUGAAAUAAGAAAGUUCAUUAGAUUUUCAGAAAAACGGAAGAUCUGACAACAAUGUAGAUACAACCAUAAUAUCGGCCGCAUCACAAGAGCCUUAGGCUACGGCUCCACGGGCGGGAAAUUGACGCUAGCAGUAGCAGUAAAAUGAACUUAAGGUUCCGCGGAACGGAAUGGGAAUAGCCGAACUGAACCGACUACGCACAAGUCCUGUAGUCGGUACAGUUCGGCUAUCCCUAUUCCGUUCCGCGGAACCUUAAGUUCAUUUUACUGCUACUGCUAGCGUCAAUUUCCCGCCCGUGGAGCCGUAGCCUUACUCACUAAAACCUAUAAAAACCGUGCAAGCUGCUUCCGAAAUCAUUAAGGGGUUCUAUAUAUAAAACUUAUUCUAUAUAAAAGUUUUUAAUAACUAAUUAUUGUAGAUAAUUAUUCUACAUUGCUAAACUUCUGCAAUCCUCUGUUGAACGACAUACCGAUUGUUUUCACAGCUUAUCUGGCUUCCCACCAUGUUGGGACACAAAUGUAUAAAUAUGAUUUUUUUUUAUUUGUAAAGUUUUUUCUUAGAACGAGAUAUGUUAUGUUAACAUGCUGUUCUCAUAGCUUUUGUGUGUAUUUGUGUGAUAGACUUUUUUUGUACAAUAGAUGUAAAAUAUGAUGUAUCGCUUAAAAAAUGUUCUUGGACAUAAAAAAGAAAAUAUAAAAGCGAUUAUUUAAUAUA